Molecule: messenger RNA, 3339 nt
Organism: Fundulus heteroclitus (mummichog)
Lineage: Eukaryota; Metazoa; Chordata; Actinopteri; Cyprinodontiformes; Fundulidae
Product: growth arrest-specific protein 1
Exons: 1
Coding region: 511-1254 (247 amino acids)
Biological process (GO): regulation of cell cycle
Source: RefSeq, a predicted model, not a curated record
UUUUCGACAGAGGGAGGGGUGUUGUGGAGAAAUGCUCGGCGGACCGUGAAGCGCUACAGCCAGAAGCAGGACAAAGACGCGCGUAGCGGGACAAGGGGGGAAACCUCCAUAACUGUGUCUUAAAGAAAAACACGAACAACUCUGGAGAGCGUGGACGGGUUAAAAGUCACAGGCUUGGGUGGAAUCGAUGCGAGGAAUGGUGGGAAACAUUUGAGCUGAGGACGGCACAGCCCCGGUUAACUUUGGAUAGUAUACUGCAGUUCGGAGGAUCCUGGCGUGGAGAGGGCACACUUCCAGAGAUGACUGCGUCUGCGCUCCUUUUCGCAGCCACUCGUGGCUGUCUUUUGUCACAAAGCCCACGAGCAGGAGGCAAAACCAAGACGGGCCAAAACACCCCGUCGGUAACAAAAGUUUAGUAAGUUAUUCGGGUCGGUCUUUGGCCGGAUCCUCGCUCGCUUGACUCGUUCCGAUCCUAAUGAGCUCGUCGCAGGCGUCAAACCUCCCCCAAGCAUGAGAUGCCAGCGCAGCUCGCUGGCGCUUCUGCUGUGGCUGCUGGUGGCUUUGGACGCGCAGCUCAUAUGCUGGCAGGCGAUCCUCAAGUGCCACGACGAGCCCGAGUGCGAGCUCGCCUACGGCCAGUACUUGGCGGCGUGCGAGGGGAACAUCCGCGGCACACGGAGGCAGUGCCCGAGCCACUGCAUCCAGGCGCUCAUCCGGCUCAACAGCACCCGCAGCGGGCCGGACCUGGAGACCUGCGACUGCGUGCAGGACCCGGACUGCCUCGGCGCCAAGCGCGGCGUGGAGCCGUGCCUGCCCCGCAGACACCCGAGCGACGCGGGGGGCAUCGGCUGCAUGGAGGCGCGCCAGCGGUGCGAGGAGGACAGCGGCUGCCACGCCUCCCUGGCCGCCUACCUGGCCUACUGCGGCCAGCUGUUCAACGGCAGGAGGUGCUCGUCCAGGUGCAAGGCCACCAUCCAGCAGAUGCUCUUCAUCCCCAACGGCAUGCUGCUGAACCGGUGCGUCUGUGACGGCGUGGAGAGGCCCUUCUGCGAGGUGGUCAAGGAGAACAUGAGCAAGCUGUGCUCCAUCGGGGACCACAGUGUCGCUUCCGAUCAGCCUGACGCCGACGACAACUACGAAGAUGAGGAUUACGAUCCCAGAGCUGACAGAGAGGAGAAUUACGCUGACAACUCCUCGGCUUGCCGGAGGUUACCGGGCUUCACGAUGCUUGUGUUUAUAUGGAUAUUACUCUGAGGAGACGGAUAACCCGCUGGGAUGUUUGGAUCCAGGAACGGAAAGGCUUUUCUUUUGAGGAAGGUGAUGGAGGAUACUGCUGGGCCUCUUUACUCUGACAUGGCGCACAGGAGCUGCCUGCUCUCAGGGGGCCUCCUCAGAGCCAAGGUCUGCUGUCAGGAACACCUUAACCAUUUUCCUUUUAGGUGAAGGGAAAUGGCCUGAAGGAGACCUUGCUCUGAGCGUUUUAAAAGUGCCUUGAAAGCGUCCUGGUGUAUUUGGAGAGCUUUCACUGCUUCUUAAAGGGUGGCUUUAUUAAGACUUUAGGCAAACACUGGAGCCAUCCAGCCUCUGUUUGCUCUCCUCUCCAUUGCAGAGGCCUUAGCAUUGUUGCAGUAACCACACUACAAAUAAUUGUGGGAACCCGUCAGAGGACAGGCGAGGGUGUGGGUUCGACUACUUUAGAUUGACUGAACUGCUUUCCUGCCACUUCUGCCUGUUCCCCUCCCCCAUCCAAGAUUGUUUUAUUGAACUCUUCCUGACUUCUCCCCCCCCCCCACCCCUCUCUUCCUCCCCUCUGCAGCCUGGACCCCCUAAAAGCCUUUAAAAGCACCCCCCCGUCCUUAUUAUUGCUUUUUCACACUGCCCCGACACUUUGAGAAAACCUGUCAGCUGCCAGCCAGCAUGGGCGAACGUGAAAUGUCUGCAGUUUGUCCACAGCAUGCCUCGUGUAAAAGAGGUCCACCUGUUCUGUUGCUGCUUUUCUUCCUGUUUUAAAGUCACCGGUGUUAAAAAAAAAAAACACGUUGCUAAGGUCAACAGGCAGAAGUGAACAAAACAUGCUUUAAUCCUCGGUGGCUCCUUCGUUUUGUGCACCAACUGGGUCCCUUUGACAAAAAAAUGCUCUUUUAAAACUUGCCUUAGAAAUAAAAAAAAAACUUCCUAAUUUCUUUAGUGCUUCCCUCAGCAUACAUAACAAAUAUUCAUCAUUUGUUUUUUUACUUUAAGCCCUUAAGAGUCAAUUUUAGCGAUUAGUGUCUUAUCCUGUUUUUUUUUUUUUUUUUUUAGCUUUAACGCUGAUUUUUUCUUUUUUUUCUUUUGUUGUUGUUAAAAGUCAUCAGAAAGUAAAUUUAUUUCAACCUAAUUUGUAUAUUCAUAGUAUAUCAAUAGUAUUAUUACUUUUUGGAAAAUAAUAAAACCUGAAAUACUUAAGUCAUUUAAACAGGGGUGGUAAACACUCACAAUAGUUAUCAAAAUACGUUUGUGAUUUAUUCAUUUUGAAGGGCAGACAGCAUGCUGAAGAGACACUCUCUCUCUCUUUAGUUUAAAAGGCAAGCUUUGGAAAAAUAAAAGAUAAUUCCCCUUAAAUGUCACAACCGGACCACAAUUUUAUUCCAAUUGUAGCAACACAGCCAAAGUUAACGCAAACCUAAAAUUCAAAUAAGACGUCAAGGGACCCCGGCGGGGUUAAAUGUGUGUUUCCGUGUCACAUAUAAUGAUAUUUUUGUUGAAUUUUUGUCACCGGUUUUCUUUCUAGACAUCUGAAACAGAGAAAGCACAAACCAGAGACUGUUGCCUGCACGGAUUCAUCGUGAGAUUUAUUGCCUUAAAACAUGUGCCUUGAAUUAUUUUACUGUGCUUGUUUUAGACGGAGUGAAUUAGCCACACACCACAUUUAAACUGAGGUGCUAAUGUUACCCAUUUAAAUGUCUGCACCAAUAGAACAAGUGAUUCAAACCAGCAGUUUCAUUUUUUUUCCCACGCUCAUCCCUUUUCUCGUCCGCCUGUUUGAUCGAUGAAGGGAAAGUUACAGUAGGGCUGUUGCUUUUGCCACUUGAAAUUAAAUCUUGAACUAUGGUUUUCACUGUUAAAUUAUGAAGCUAGGAUAUGAAGAAUGUGUAUCUCUAUUUUACAGUGAAGUGCAGUAAAAUAAGUUUCACCUAAAUCCGCUGGAAGGCACAGAUGUAGAGCAGAUUCAGUGCAAGAAUAAGCAAGACAGGAUUACGUCUUGCGUUGUUUUGGUUUUUUUAGAAACGUAGCAAUAACUUGAGUUCAGAGAAAGCUCCGCCAUACAGAGGUUUUACAAUAAAAAUGUUUAUGACGUAA